GGCUCUGGGGCUCUGCGCACUGACUUGGGGCCGGACGCUGGGAAGCGGGGAUUUGCCGGCCGAGGCCGGGACUUAGGGUCCCCUCCCGGGCGAGUCGCGGGGCGGGGGCGGGAAGGGGCGCCGCGCGGAGGAAGUGCCCUUUUGGCCGCAGCCAGAGCCGCGCCGCGGGUGCCGUGAUGUCGUCCCAGCCGGGGCUCGAGGAUGAGGGGGCGGGGGACGCGUGGCGGCCGCAGGAGCCGCCGGAUCAGGAGCUGCAGCGGGCCGGGAGCAGAAGCGGCGGUGGCACGGCGCGCAGCAUCUGCAGCAGCUCAAGCACCUGGAGUCCUUUUAUGAAAAACCUCCUCCUGGGCUUAUCAAGGAAGAUGAGGCUAAGCCAGAAGAUUGCGUACCAGGUGUACCAGGCAAUGAACACACCAGGGAAUUUCUGGCUCAUGCACCAACUAAAGGACUUUGGAUGCCACUGGGGAAAGAAGUCAGAGUUAUGCAGUGCACAUGAGGAUUUCAUGUAUGACAUCAUACAAGACAAUAAACAAUAUGAAAAGGAUGUAAGGAUACAGCAGUUAAAACAGUUACUGGAGGAUUCUACCUCAGAUGAAGAUGGGAGCAGCUCCAGUUCCUCUGAAGGUAAAGAGAAACACAAGAAAAAGAAGAGGAAAGAAAAGCGUAAGAAAAGGAAGAAAGAAAAGAAAAAGAAGAAAAAACGGAAGCACACAUCUUCCAAGUCAAAUGAGAGUUCCGAGUCAGAGUGACAAGGAUGUGACUUGUUCAACGUUCUCUUCUCAAGAAUCAAAACACUGUGGCCAAGGAACAGAGGAAGAUGCAGUCAGAGAAAGUAGCAGGAUAGAGACACAGAGAGGAGGAUACGUGGGUCACAGCAGUGAGCUCCCACCCGCCUUCCAGUGAAGAUGUGACCCCAGGAGAGGGAAUAGCUCCUUCCAAGUGCUAGCUCUGGACAGCGGCUGAUUUUAGGCAGGACAGUUUCUUCGGUGUUGUCCUCCCUGCUGGUCACAUGAGUUUACGAUUCAUUUGAAAUACCUCCCACAGGGUGGCAGGACUGGGAGAAUCUUUGAGGCGUUUCUUCCAGGCCCUCCCACAGCUUGUGCCCUCCACAGUGUGGAAUUGAACACCUGGCCUCAUGUGAUCCUUCCACCUUGGCCUCCCAAAGCAUUGGGAUAACAGGUGAGAGCCACUGCUUGGCUAAAAGUAUACAUUUAUAUUCAUCUGACAUGAUUUAUUGAUUUGGGGGCUAGGGAGUUCUUAAAAUAACAAUAAAAAAUCUUGUGUGGCU
This is a messenger RNA of Rhinopithecus roxellana (golden snub-nosed monkey), 1288 nucleotides long. Its product is annotated as RP9 pre-mRNA splicing factor. NCBI's taxonomy places the organism in Eukaryota, Metazoa, Chordata, Mammalia, Primates, Cercopithecidae. Gene Ontology annotation, biological process: RNA splicing. The record is from RefSeq and is a predicted model, not a curated record.